UUUCUAUCCACUCCGGUCUCUCCCCUCUGCCAGCCUGCCUGCCUGCCUGCCAAGCCAACCGAACCUUUCGGUCUGACCACUGUACUAGACUCAUCCACCCAAAAGAAAAACUCAAGACUUCAACAUGUCUAGCUUCAGGAGCACUUCUUACAGUGUGAAGGCUACCCCCACCCAGAGAAACUACAGCAGCAGAUCCUAUGCUGGACCAAGCAGUGGCUCCACCCGGAUAAGCUACGGUGUCAAGUCUAACUAUGGAGGAGGCAGCAGGGGCUUUGGGGGAGGUAGUGUCAUCAGCAGCAGCAGUGCCUUUGGCUUGGGCUCAAGCAUGAGCGGUGGAGGCAUGGGCUAUGGUGGUGGUAUGGGCAUGGGUGGUGGUAUGGGCAUGGGCAUGGGCAUGGGUGGUGGUAUGGGCAUGGGUGGUCAGGCCCCCAUCACCGCGGUGACUGUGAACAAGAGUCUGCUGGCCCCUCUGAACCUGGAGAUUGACCCCAACAUCCAGGUAGUCCGCACCCAGGAGAAGGAGCAGAUCAAGACCCUCAACAACCGCUUUGCUUCCUUCAUUGACAAGGUGCGCUUCCUGGAGCAGCAGAACAAAAUGCUGGAGACCAAGUGGAACCUGCUGCAGGGACAAACCACCACCCGCUCUAACAUUGACGCCAUGUUCGAGGCUUACAUCGCCAACCUGCGCAGACAACUCGACAGCCUGGGAAACGACAAGAUGAAGCUGGAGGCUGACCUGCACAACAUGCAGGGUCUGGUGGAGGACUUCAAGAACAAGUAUGAAGACGAGAUUAACAAGCGCACAGAAUGUGAGAAUGACUUUGUCCUCAUCAAGAAGGAUGUGGAUGAGGCCUACAUGAAUAAGGUGGAGCUGGAGGCCAAGCUGGAGAGUCUUACAGAUGAGAUCAACUUCCUCAGGUCGAUCUACGAGGAGGAACUGCGUGAGCUCCAGAGUCAGAUCAAGGACACCUCAGUCAUUGUGGAGAUGGACAACAGCCGUAACCUGGACAUGGACUCCAUUGUGGCUGAGGUCAGGGCUCAGUACGAGGACAUCGCAAACCGCAGCCGUGCUGAAGCUGAGACGUGGUACAAGACCAAGUACGAGGAGAUGCAGACAUCCGCCAGCAGAUAUGGAGAUGACCUGAGGUCUACUAAAACAGAGAUCGGAGACCUGAACCGCAUGAUCCAGAGAUUGACAUCAGAGAUCGAUGCCGUUAAGGGACAGCGUGCCAACCUGGAGGCCCAGAUCGCUGAGGCAGAGGAGCGCGGAGAAAUGGCAGUGAAGGACGCCAAGUCCCGCAUCAGAGACCUGGAGGAUGCCCUGCAGAGAGCUAAACAGGACAUGGCCCGCCAGAUCAGAGAGUAUCAGGACCUGAUGAACGUCAAGCUGGCUCUGGACAUUGAGAUCGCCACCUACAGGAAGCUGCUGGAGGGAGAGGAGGACAGGCUGGCUAACGGCAUCAAGGCAAUCAACAUUUCCCAACAGAGCACAAGCUACGGUGGUUUCCCCAUGGACAGCAUGAAGAGCAGCUACUCCUCAAGCAACUACUCCAGCGGCGGCGGAUACAGCAGUGGUGGCGGAUACAGCAGUGGUGGAGGAUACAGCAGUGGUGGCGGAUACAGCAGCAGCAGCGCAUACGGCAGCGGAGGCGGAUACGGCAGCGGCAGUGCCGGUGGCUACAGCACCAGUGCCGGCAGUGGCAGUGGCGGCAGCGGCUACAGCACCACCACCCAGACCAAGAAGAACGUCGUUAUCAAGAUGAUCGAGACCAAGGACGGCAGGGUGGUGUCCGAGUCUUCUGAGGUCAUCGAGGAUUGAGCUGUCUAGUUUAGAGGUGUAGUUACCUGUCUGCUAGUUUUCCUGUUUUAUACUUACAGUUCACGCCCCUCAAAGUCUCAUCAUAAAAAAGUCUGAAGUCAAACGCUUGCCAGCCACUCUUACGUAGAGCUUAAAAUAUUUUCCAUGAAGAAGUGAAUGAUCCUAACACUACCAAAGAUCUGAAAGGGACCAAAGAGUUUGUUUUUUUACGUCUGGUGUCUGACUGUCUGUCCUUAAAGUCGUGUUGUCUCAGAAAGUGAGAACAAAAUGGGCAAAUUGCAAAUAAGAAUGAAGAUUUUUAUAAAUAGCGCUCCCUUUGAAAUCUAUGCAACAUGUAUUCCAUUUCAUUCCAAAGUGUGUUGCAUCAAACGGACCGUGAUAUCGUAAAAAGGACUGUGAAUGUACUGAAACAGUGCUUCAGCAUUGUUGGUCAACUAAUGUCUUAACUCGCCUGCUACAGUAGGUAGUGCAUGUCUUCCCUGUGCGUGUCUUGUAACUGAAAUUGUUGGACCCCUUAGGAGGCUGCCCACGUCACACUGUUGUCCUGAGGUGCUGUUUUUGCUACCAAACAAAAUAAAAAUGUGUUUACUGAAAAACAAAAA
Messenger RNA from Notolabrus celidotus (New Zealand spotty), 2421 nucleotides. Its product is annotated as intermediate filament protein ON3-like. The record is from RefSeq and is a predicted model, not a curated record. Gene Ontology annotation, molecular function: structural constituent of skin epidermis. Gene Ontology annotation, cellular component: keratin filament. Bases 125 to 1819 code for a protein of 564 amino acids. NCBI's taxonomy places the organism in Eukaryota, Metazoa, Chordata, Actinopteri, Labriformes, Labridae. The transcript has 8 exons. Gene Ontology annotation, biological process: keratinization; intermediate filament organization.